Messenger RNA from Scomber japonicus (chub mackerel), 6704 nucleotides. RefSeq names its product kinetochore associated 1 (gene kntc1). Lineage: Eukaryota; Metazoa; Chordata; Actinopteri; Scombriformes; Scombridae. Gene Ontology annotation, cellular component: cytoplasm; kinetochore microtubule; RZZ complex. Gene Ontology annotation, biological process: mitotic sister chromatid segregation; protein localization to kinetochore involved in kinetochore assembly; mitotic spindle assembly checkpoint signaling. The transcript is spliced from 61 exons. The record is from RefSeq and is a predicted model, not a curated record. Gene Ontology annotation, molecular function: small GTPase binding. Bases 1 to 6654 code for a protein of 2217 amino acids.
AUGGCGAUGUGGAACGACGUUGAACUUCUGACCAACGAAGAUACAAACACUGUCCGUUUCGGCGAUGUGUCAAAUGAAGAAAAUGGUAACGUCAGUGGCUUGUAUCAGGUGGAUACACUGGCCAAAAUCUCCGCCGCUAAUGAGGUGCAGACAGAUCCCCAUCUGUCCUCCUCCAGUGGUUCAAACUGGAGCAUUGUUGUUGUUGACAAGACGGUCAUCUUGUUUGACCAGAGCUAUCAGACCAUCCUGCUUCUUCUUCACUUUGAAACUGAUGUGGAUGCCUUCGAUGUAUGCCUGGAUGGACAGUUUUUGGUGGUCUGUGAAAGAAAUGGAAACUUCCAUCUGAUCUAUGUUGCAGAAAAGAGAAUCCUUCUCACCAGGGCUUUGGUAGAGAAACCAGCAAGUGAAGAUGAGAAAACAUAUCGAUAUCUCAUCAUAGAGGAGGACAAGACAUCCUCAGGGAUGUACCAUAUGUUCCUUCUCAUAAAGGAUGGCUUUUUCCACAUUACAAACCUUGCUUUGGCAAAGAUUGAGACAGCAAUUGAAAAAAUAGAUGUGGCAGCUUUGAAAGUCCUCCAGUCGCUCAUCAAGAUCGACUUCUGCUCCACCAAGGAUUACCAUGACGACGGUUGCAGCACAGCAGUCAUGUUCAAUCUGGGUCCUGAAAUCCAUUUAAUGAUUGGGGGCGAUGGAGAAAAUGUCAUAACUCACUGGAUGAUGGACCCUCAUCAGUCCAAGAUGUGCCUCACUCACUCAGUCAACAACAGUUUAAUACCAGGUGUGAAGAAAAUGGUGGUGGUGGAAAAUCUUUUGUAUAUUCUGGACACUGAGGAUGUCUUGAGUCUUUGGGACCUGCAUUUCCUCGUCAUGAUUCACUGUUGGCCAGAUCUUGCCUUUCAUGACUUUGAACUCACUACAGAAUGUGGCUCUGCCUCCAUGGUGGUCCAAGACAAGGGCAGCAUGAAGAUGAUUACACUGACAAAGCAAGACAGCAGUCAGAUCAAGUCACUUCAGAUACGAUGUCUGCCCUCCAUGAAUGUUUGCUACUCUCUGGAUGUCUCUUCAGUCUCCUGCCUUGUCCAGACAAAAAUGAAUAUGGAUACAAUUUAUUUAGUUGAGGGGAUUUGUGAGAACCCAGAGAGUCGUGGAGAGCCUGUAUCUUCUGUUGUUGUCAGAUGCUUCACAGAGGCUUUGCCUGAGAACAGACUUAGCAGACUUCUUCACAAACACAUGUUUGAAGAGGCUGAAAAGUUUGCCAUCACAUUUGAGCUGGAUUUAGAGCUUGUUUACAAGGUGAAGCUUGAGUUUGUGCUGGAGCAGCUGGCCUCUGCAUCAGUGGGUGGCUAUGGGCAGAAUGUGUUGUCUGAACUUGUGGAAGAGGCCAAGAUCAACCUGAUGAAGAUCGCGGAUGAGCAGUAUGUGGUGGAGUAUUGCCUCAAAGCUCCGUGGCCGACCUUUGAGACAGCUGAGAAGAUGCUCAGCCACGCUGCCACACGUUGCUCCUCCUUACAGAUCCAGGAGGCUUUAGCCAGGCUGGCAACGUUCUGCAGCCUUCACGGACUGGAAAAUUUCAAUGGCAUUGCCUGGAUUGAGUUUCUGAACAGCACGGACAAUUUAGGAGAUAUUCUGACCCACCUAAGAGACGGAGACUUGAAGGGAGCACAACUCCUUUGGCUCAGAUAUGAGGGUCAGAUUUCAGAGGAGUUUGAUGAUAGCAGGUUUGAAGCUGUGCUCAACGCCAUCCCAGAAGACCUGCCAUCUCAACAGCUCUGUCCUUGGUUUAGGACAGUUUUUGUUCCCUUUGUGAGGAGAGUGCUUCCAACGGGACAGAAAGUCCUGUCAAGAUGGCUUGAGCAGAGAGCAAGGAAUCUGGAGUUAACAGAAAAGAGUGCUUGGCCUCAGAACGGUUUGGACUUAGCAGUGCUUGGAUUGCCCUCUUUGUGGACAUGGAUGAAAUCUGAUGAUAACUAUGGCACAGAAGAGGUGGAGAGUCUAAAGUCCCUGGUGUCCAACCUCCAUCAGUUGCUGGACCUCCACAGGAAAUACAACUGCAAACUGUCACUUUCAGUCUGUGAGAAGGGAAGUGUACGCAGUGUAGCGUUCUUCAUGUUGGAUAAAGUGCCGGCUCCAGAGCUGAUUGCUGCCACAGUACAGAGCAGCAUCCUGCCGUAUGCUGAGGAGCACGAGAUUCCUUUUGAUGAGCUCCUUCUACAGUAUAUCAAGGAUCUGCUGGAGCGCUGUAGCUCUCAGACCACAACGCUUUUCACAGAAUGGGAAGCCAAAGCAGUGGCUGUGCUCGGCUGCAUGACCGAUAUUGACCUGAUGGUGGACGCUGUGCUGGAGAUCAUGCAGAAAGCUGUCGUGCCCUGGACUAAAGAGGUGGAAAACCUGGUUCAGCAGUACCUAGAGAUGGAUGGGCCAAAACAAGAGCUCAUAAAAGAGAGCUACCGUCUGAUGGAGAUCAGGAAGCUUCUCAGGGGCUACGGGAUCCGCAAUUUCAAUCUCUCUAACAGCACUCAAAUUCUGACACUGAUUAGAUACAUCCUGAAGCAAGACCUGCCAAUGUCCCUGGAGGACUCUCUGACACUGGCUGAAGCAUAUAAACUUCCAACCUCGCAGAUAAAUUACUUGUAUCUCAUCCAGCUCAUAGGCCAAGGAAAGACAGAGGCGUGCAUGACUGUCCUGAAGAAACUGUCCUCUGCAGAAGCGGAGUGUGUGAUCGAACGCCUCACAUCCUGGGCAAUGCUGCAGCUGGAGGACAAAAAUCACAUAUCUGAUGAGCACAAGAAACACCAGAUGGUCAUAGCUCAGGUGAUGGUGGAGGCGCUGAAAUACAUGCAUAUUAUCCAAAAACAUGAUGCUCUUAAAAGCAUGGAGUGUGAGAGCAACCUCAUCAUGUUCACAGCCAUUGCCCACCUUCAGGAGGACUUUGAUGUUUUCUUUACCCCCUCCAACUAUGAGGAUCCAAACAUUAGAAAACAGAUCCAGGAGCGUCACAUCACCGCCUAUGAGAACACACACGGCCGCCGUUCAUCAAAGAAGAAGGCUGCAGCCACUCCGGUUGUUGCUAAUGAUGCAGAUGGCAAAACAAAGACCAUCUCCACAGAAGCUGGCUUGCGUCGCUUAGGAAGACAGCUGCAGCGCACUGAACAGGAGCUCUGGUCUGACUUGGCCCUGCGAGCUGUAGGGGUGGGCAAAGUGGACAAGGCCCUCAAGAUCCUCAGUGAGCUGUAUGAACACCACUGUAACACCAGCACAGGGAAAGUUUUGUUCACUGCUGCCAAGACGUUGUGCCAGAUGCUGGAGGCAGAUGUGCCCAUGGUGCUUCCUGAGGACAUGGACUUGCCAGCAGUCAUCCACAAUCUUGCAAGCCAGGCAAUCACUGUGUGUCACUCAGAUCUGCUGCUGGACUGUGUGGAGCUUUGCAAGUGCACACGGAUAGCUAUGGAUGUGUAUCAUCAGUGUCAGUUAUCAGAUAACUAUGGCUUUACAGCCAAGGAUUUGACCUUGGAUGCAGAAAAAGAUCCAUAUUCUCAGUGGAGCUUUCAGGAUGUUUUUAAUGAAGAUUGCAUAGUUCUGGACCCAGUGUCUGUGCUCCCAGUCCAGUACGAAAUUACCAACUGCCUGUUGCCCAUUUCUAGAGAUACCAAACUGUACCCACUGGACUGUUCCUGCCUUUCACACUGCUCAUUUGAAGACGGUUCAAACUACCUUCGGCCCCUGCUGGGUCCACUGGCCAACAUGUUACAGAUGUUACAGGAGUGCAGUCAGCUGGAGCUGGCCCUCAGAGUGCUGGUCAACUCAUACGGCAGCUGCCUGCAGCAUAUCACCUCUAAUGUGAUGGACAUAAAGCUCAGUGUACAGCUUUACGAUCCGCAAGAGCUUAAGAAGUACAAUAUAUGUUUAAAUGAUCUCCGAAAGACAACUAUUUCAUGUCUGAAUGCUGUCGCUGUGGCUCUUUUGAACAAGGUGUUCAACUGGAGGGUGGUUGAUUGUGAUUUGGCUAUUGGACUCUGUACACUCCUCUCCAAAGCAGAAGUCUUCAAAAUACUGUGGAAGGUUAUUGACAACACCUGGCAAAACUAUGACAAAAUUUUGGCUGUGGCCAGGAUUGGAGCCAAUCUCUGCGGCUUGUACAAUGAGGCAGAAGAACAACAGAAGUUUCUCUCUGUCAUCACAGAUGCUGAAUGGGGCAUCAAGCUCAGCAAAUUAGAGAUAUCCAUCCAGCCAGUGUUCCGCCAGCAGCCUGAGAUGAAGAGCAGUCUGAUCCCUGUUCUGGUGAAGAACAGGAGGAUCACACCAGACAUUAUCCUCGAGUACUGCAGCACGUUUGGUCUAGAUCGUGAUGGCGUGAUUAACCAGUACAUUACCACCUUACUGCUGCUCCAAGACGACGAGGAAGAUGCAGGUGACCUGGGAACAGGCCAGGAGGAGGUGCAGCCUCUGUGUCACACAGAUGCACUAGAGCGAGUCCUGCAGAUCAUCCCCAUGUUAUAUAGCACAAGAGAGCUCACCAGCAGUCUCUGUGCUGCCAUGUUCAAGCUCAGCCCUUACAACUAUGAGAGGAUCGAAGUUGUGCUGAAGAUCAUACAGGCUGCAGAUGAGAAUGUGACCACCUUCUCUGUUAGUCAGGCAAUGGGCCUCCUUCAGCACCUGAAGUCCUACAAGAGAGUCUCUCCUCCCUCAGAUGUGGAGAACACCUAUCUUCUGGAAAACAGCCUGCUGCCAAACAUGCUGUCCAACAGCAGGCUGCCCUUUCACCUGCUUAUGCAGACUCAGCAUUACUGGAAGAUUAUCUGUCCAGAGCUCAGUGAGGAGACCUUCCCUACACUUCUUCUGAUUAGCAAACUGAUGAAGGUGAGCCUUGACAAGUUAUACAUGUCAGCAGCGAACCAUGUGUUUGAGAGGAAGAUGAAGCCUCUAAUCCUGGAGCAAAAGAAAAAGGGUCAGGGUCACGGCUACAAUAAGGAGACUUUCAAGGUGGCCAAGACCAUGAUGAAGUACAUUCAGUGUAUCCAGAGCCCAGAGUGGGCGGCUGCCACAGCCCACAAGAUCACCCAGGAGAUUCCACCAGGCUAUGAGAAGACACAGUCACUUAGGUUCUGUUUGGCUCUUGGAAAUGCUUGGCUGAAGGAUCCGAACCUUGACGAGGAAGCACGAGCCAGAGGUGAGACCUUCCUUUCCAAGCUGAAGCUGCAGUUCCAGCGCUCAGCUACUGAAAAUACCUUGAUAGCCAAUCAGCUGAACAGCCCAGAGCAUCUGAAACUGACUGGGUUGCCGGCCAGACUCUUGGUGGCGCUGUAUGAGCACAGCAGUGUGGAACAGCGAUACAAGGACUCAGGAGGUCAAACCUAUCCUGACAUACACACUGUGAUCAAGGAAAUAGCCGCCAUCAACAAUGUGGAUCUUCUGAAAAUCCGAAACAUGAUGUUGGAAAAAUGGAUCUGCAAAACAGGUCCUGCUGUGACCAAGGAUAUAGGUAAUCAGGAGUGUGUCAGCAACAUUGAGGAGGACCCAGACUUGAUGAGGGUGGUGUACAUGCUGCAGUGUUACCCCACGGAUGAUGCUUUCCGCUUUUUACACCCUAUCCUAUCUGCUGAAACUUGGCCUCUAAGCAGUUCUGGGCCUCGUCUGACCUUCUGUCAUCGGACUCGAGCGCUGCUUUGUCUCGUCCGCCUCGCAGAUGCAGACACUCUGGAGUCCCAAUUACAAAUCCCCAGGACCAAAAUUCAUUAUUACCUGAAGUGCUACAUCUUUGUCUCUCAGCUGGAGGCUUUAAACAUCCCCUACACAUUGCAGUCUUUCCUCAGUAGUCCUAAAGAGGGUUUGGUGAAAGGCUUGUGGAAGAAUCACAGUCAUGAGCCACAGGCUGUGCGGUUGGUGGCAGACCUGUGUUUGGAGUACCAGGUCUACGACUCUCAGCUGUGGAACAGUCUGCUUCAGAAACUGCUGGGCUUCAACCUGAUCAGUCACCUCCAGAAGGUGUUAGAGGCAGUAGUGGCUGUGCCUGCUCUGUGGGAGAUUGCUAGUUUCUCCAGGACCUGGAGGAGUAUGAUACUGGCACCUUUUGUCUCAGCAUCUCUGCCUUUGAGUCCUGAUCAACAAGCAACACUCUACAAGACCUUCGUUCUGCUCCUGAAGUGCCCUUUCCUGUUGAAUCUGGACCUGAUAGGAAUUGCCAAUCGCUUCGCACAGUUCAACCUGCCCGCCUUUGCCCUGGGAACCCUCCUUCUCAUUCCUUGUGUCAAUAAAAAGGCUCAGCAGAUCCAGGGCUUUCUGUCUGUCUGUAACCCAGUCGCUGUCCUGGAGCAGGUGGACGAGCUUAUGAACACUGGGGAACUGGCUGGUAUCCCCUCACAGAUCAAGGAGACUGUAUUAACUUUCAUCAGCCAAAAUGGACAAUACCAGAAAAUGUUGAAGACAAAACACUUCGAGCAUCUGAAGCAGCUCAUGGUGUUGAAUGGCCAACCUAACCAGAUCAAAGACUUGGUGGAUUACUUGAUCAGCCAGAACUGUCAGGAUGAUGCUAACUCGCUCGCUCAAGAGUACCUGAAACACAGAGAGCAUCGAGGAGGUAAAACACUGACAAACGGCUCACCUUCACCGAGCUGCCUGAAGGAAUUUCUCAACAUGCAAAAUGGAGUUUCCAGAUGAACUUACACUCUUCCUGCAGCUUUAUUUCUGUAAUCUCACUUGGUUGUUUU